UAUGGGUACACUCGCAAUGGCCGCAAUCAUUGAUAUGAAUGAGGAGGCCCUUUCUAUUCACUCUAUUUCUAUGGGCUACACACCAUCAUAAACACAGGAGGAGUUUGGCUCGACACAGGCAUGCUCUGGUCUCCACAGUAUGGGGAAGGAGACUUGGAUAAGGCAGGAAUGAGAGAAGGUCUUGCCUCCCUUGGAAUUGUAGUGCUUUACUGGAAGGUCCUUAGUCGGCAGGGGAAUGCACAGAGAGACAAAGACGGUAGGAGAGGGAGGAGGAGUGGAGAUGUCAAUGUGACACAGUGGAGAAAAGAAAGUGACACAGCAGAAAAUUACUGGGUGAGUUUCCAUGAAGAGGAGAAUGCAAGUCUUUAAGAGGCAACAGUAAAUGAACACAGUUAAUUGAAUCAGUGAUUCAUUCAAAUGUGAAAUAUGUGCAUUUGGUAAAAGAGAGCAAAGGAGAGAGACAGAAAGAAGAACAUUAGCCAGAAGAAAGAGAGAGGAAAACAACAAGUCAAGGAACCCUUGGUGAGUAAACAGUCACCCAGUCCCUAGAUAGAUCCUUCAACAGUAUCUCAUCAUGGUGAACCUGGACCUGAGGUCUCUCACCCUGCCGGUGGGCAUCAUCCGUAUGUUGGAGGUGGUCCUCACCUGUAUCACCUUCAGUCUGGUGGCCUCGGCAGGCCAUGUGCUCUCCACACACUGGGACUGGUGCAUGUUCACCUGGUGCUUCUGCUGCUUCUUCUCCCUCUUCAUCCUCAUCAUGGAGUUCACCCGCUUCAGCGCCAAGGUGCCCAUCUCCUGGGAUGACUUCACCACGGCCUUCGCCGUGCUGGCCACACUAAUGUGUUUCACCUCCUCCAUCAUCUACCCCACCUUCUUCACCUGCCCCACCUGCUACCGCCAGAUUGCUGCCACCGUCAGCUCCCUACUCUGUUUUGGAUUGUACGUCGGCGAGGUGGUGUUGGCCCGCCUCCGGCCCGGUGGUGAGAUCAGUGGCUUCCUGUCCACUGUCCCGGGCCUCCUCAAGAUCCUGGAGACUCUGCUGGCCUGUAUUAUCUUUACGUCGCUGGAUCCGGCAAGGUUUCUGUUUCAUCCGGGACUGCAGUGGUGCGUGGCGGUUUAUUCCCUCUGCUUCAUCUUCGCACUCGUCAUCAUCUUCCUCACCGUCGGUCAGCUGCUGUCGCUCUUCCCCUUCUCGUUUGACAAACUGCUCACGGUCUAUAAUAUUCUGGCCACCAUGAUGUACAUGACUGCCAUGGUCAUCUGGCCGCUGUAUAGUUUCGAGAACAACCCCCGGCCCGUUCCGUGUUCCCCCUGUCCCUGGGACAAUCUGGUUGUGGUGACGUUCAUGACCGUGAUCAACCUGGUGAUCUAUAUUUUGGAUACGAUCUACUCGAUAAAGGUGGUCUUCUUCAAAUUGGAUGAGGAAUAGGCCAGAUUCUCAGGAACCUUCACUCCAACUUUUCCAGAACCGGUCAAUGACUGACACACUAUCAUAUUGCAUGGAGAAACUACUGUUUACUGAAUAAGAAACUCCAGCACGUUGGUAAUCUUGAUUCUCCACAUAUGGUUGAAAAGAUCCAUUUCAUUUCUAGAGAAUGAAGAGUUUAUUUUCAAAUCAAUGACUGAGAGCUUGGAAGAAGAACAAUUGCAGAACGUUGGCAGAACAUUUGCUGAUGUCUUUUGCUUCAGACAUGUGGAAGAUAUUUAGUUAUUCCUAUAACACUGUAAAUGAACUCUUAUUGCAGAUGAGGAUUCUACAGGCAAGGACACACUGUUUAUCACUUGUAGCUAUUAAAGUGUGCAGUAGGAAGCUGA
Messenger RNA from Oncorhynchus kisutch (coho salmon), 1815 nucleotides. RefSeq names its product myeloid-associated differentiation marker homolog. Lineage: Eukaryota; Metazoa; Chordata; Actinopteri; Salmoniformes; Salmonidae. Gene Ontology annotation, cellular component: membrane. The coding region runs from base 575 to 1429 and encodes 284 amino acids. The record is from RefSeq and is a predicted model, not a curated record. The transcript is spliced from 2 exons.